Messenger RNA from Clunio marinus, 855 nucleotides. Lineage: Eukaryota; Metazoa; Arthropoda; Insecta; Diptera; Chironomidae. The record is from the annotation of a GenBank genome assembly.
GUUGUUCAACAUAAAUCUCUAACAUUUGUCGCAUGUUUCAUUUUGACAACGAUAAUUAUGGCGUUUCAUAUUAUUUUGGAAUAUUUUAUUUCUGUUGACCAAGGAAUAGUUCCAGAUCACAGUGUCAUAGCAGUUUUAAACGUUUUAUCAGAUUUGAUCGUGUCUCAGUUUCUUUUGCUAGUUUCAUUUCAAUUCAUUUCAAGUGUAGCCUGUGUUGCAACUCGAUUGACCAUUUUAAUCCAAAACAUUAAAGAAUUGUUGCCUUUGAAUGAGGGAGAGGUUAGAGAAGUUCAACUUAAUGGAGCAAAGGAAGCAUUUGUCUUAAGGAAUAUCGCAUUACUUCACGAUAAGCUUUUGGAUGCUGUUGAUGAAAUCAACGAGGUAUUCUCAAAAGAGAUGAUUGCUUUGUUUCUCCUCUCAACUGCUAUUGAAGUCUUAGUAAGUUAUUUUGUAGUCAAAGUUUCAAUGCUUGAAAUUUUGCCAAUUGUAAAAACAUGGAUUUUAAUCAAUCUCAUGAUUUGGAGUGUUUUGCUUGUAUUGCCUUGUAUUAUCUCAAUUUACAUAUCGGAUAAAGCGACAAACGAAAGUCGUCGACUGCUCAACCAUGUUGAAAGAUAUUCAAGCUCUUACAGAGAUGAAAGCGCUUUACUUAAGCUUGACUUUUUACUUAACAAACUGAGAUGUCAACCGAUUAUUUUAUCUUGUGGAAUGUUUAAUAUCAACUGGUCAUUUGCCUUAUCAAUGUCUGGAGCUAUCAUCACGUACAUAAUAAUUUUAACUCAAUUUGAAAAUAAUGUUUAAUUAAAUGUGCUUCAACAAUAUUUUGUUUCAUAAAUAAAUAAACUUUUCUUCACA